AUGCUCAGCCCCCUAACAGGCUCAGCCGCCAUAACCGGCGCAGCAAAAGGUAUCGGUCGAGGAGCCGCACUCGCGUUCGUGCAAACAGGAUGCCAGAAACUGCUGCUCGGCAACGUCGACACAGCCGGGCUCGAAGCAACCAAGGAUCUUCUUCUCAAGGCAGCAGUACCAGGCAUGGAACUGGAUGUGGAUACGACGUAUGUGGACAUAUCAGAUGAGACAUCCGUUGAAGCCUUCGUCCAACGAUGCGUCGCUCGUUUCGGCCGCUUGGACUACGCUCUCAACAUCGCUGGGAUCUGUCCAGCACGAACUCCAGUCGUGGACCUGGACGUUGCAACGUAUGAUAGAGUUGUCGAUGUUAACCUCUAUGGCACAUUCCCCUGCCACCGUGCCCAAAUCCGCCAAAUGCUACAACAAGCACCUAACAGCACAGGCACCCGAGGCAGCAUAGUCUCCACAUCCUCCAUGGCCGGUCUGAACGCCUCGCCUGGCGCAUCCCCCUACUGCAGCACCAAAUUCGGCAUUAUCGGGCUAGUCAAGACCGACGCCAUAGAUUGCGGUCCUCAAGGUAUUCGGGUGAACGCUGUAUGUCCGGGCUUCACGGACACGCCAGCGCUACAUGCCAUUUCGACGGCGGACCAGAGGGUGGCGUUGAGUAAAAUGAUCCCGUUGCAGAGGUUGGGCGAGGCGGAGGAUGUGGGGCGGACGUUUGCGUUUUUGUGCUCGGAGGAGGCGGGGUAUGUGAGUGGUGCGUCGUAUCUGUGUGAUGGAGGUGCGAUGGUGUUUCGACGGGGGUAG
Fulvia fulva is the source of this 798-nucleotide messenger RNA. Its product is annotated as 3-oxoacyl-[acyl-carrier-protein] reductase. The coding region runs from base 1 to 798 and encodes 265 amino acids. The record is from RefSeq and is a predicted model, not a curated record. The transcript is spliced from 3 exons. NCBI's taxonomy places the organism in Eukaryota, Fungi, Ascomycota, Dothideomycetes, Mycosphaerellales, Mycosphaerellaceae.